This is a messenger RNA of Saccoglossus kowalevskii, 4281 nucleotides long. RefSeq names its product ankyrin repeat and IBR domain-containing protein 1-like. Lineage: Eukaryota; Metazoa; Hemichordata; Enteropneusta; Harrimaniidae. The record is from RefSeq and is a predicted model, not a curated record. Gene Ontology annotation, biological process: protein ubiquitination. Gene Ontology annotation, molecular function: zinc ion binding; ubiquitin-protein transferase activity; protein binding.
AUGGGAAGCACCUCAUCAAAAUUCCGUAAAGCGCUGCAGAAUGGGGAGGAGUAUGUGGCCAUGCAGUUGUACAUGAACAGCCCUGAGUUGAGAAAAUCACUGGAUCCAAACUUGUCCUACGGUGAUAAUUAUAAUCAUGACACGCCGAUGCAUUACGUCAGCCGCCAUGGUAUGAAGUCUUUACUAAGAUUAUUUCUCAAAGACCUGAGUGGAAAUCCAAACAAGAAAAACAUAAGAAAUGAGACGUCCAUCCACAGUAUUUGCAUGUGCGCUAAUGGUCGUGACCAAGCGAUACAAAUCAAACGAGCCGAAUGUAUGUACAUGAUGUUACAAUGGGAAGGUGCACUUUUGAGAAAUGGAGAAAGAGAGAAAGCUGACAUCAAUGCCAUAGAUGAGAAAGCUAAUACUGCGUUACACUAUGCCGCUCAGUCAGGUCUGAAGAAAUCAGUGGAGCUUCUUGUAACUCAUGAUGUGAAACUUUUUGGUGAGAACAAAGACAAACACACCCCAUGUGACGUUGCAGAGAAAAAUAACCAUCUCAGCAUCGCUCUUUAUCUGGAAUCCAAGAUGGUGUUCUCAACUGAUGAAACGGUUGAUUGUGCCAUAGUACAAGAAAUUUCAUUUAUUGAGCCUGAUGAGCCUUACACGGGACUAAGACCUCAGGAUCUUCAAGAAGCCAAAGAUCAACUUUUAGUGGAAACAUCCGAUAUGUUAAGAGUGCCUUUAUUUACUGCCGAGGCCUUGUUAAGAAAUCAUGAGUGGUCAAGAGAGAAUUUACUAGAAGCCUGGAUGAGAGAUCCUAUCGCAACAUGUGAGAAGGCGGGUGUCAAACCACCAACUGACUUCAGUGUAGACAUGAUGGCUGCUCAUCGAAUAUCAGGGGAGGAAGUUCACUGCAGUGAAAUUGUCUGUGAUAUUUGUGCUGGGAGUAUUGCAUUUACUGAGGAGCCUGUUGACAUGCCUUGUAACCAUCAGUUUUGUCGAGAGUGUUGGCAAAGUUAUUUAACGGGUAAGAUUCAAGAGGGCAAUGCUCACAAUAUCCGAUGCCCAGCGUUUGACUGUACCAAGCUUGUGCCAUUGGAAACUAUAGAGAACCUGGUGUCCAGAGACAUGGCAAGAAGAUAUCUGCUGUUUGACAUUAAGGCAUUUGUAGACAGUAAUCCUCACAUUAAAUGGUGUCCAGCUCCAGGGUGUGGCAGAGCUGUCAAAUAUCCGGGGGUUGACACUCCAGUCAGAGGAACAGCCACCAACUACCUCUCAAGUCCUCAGACUUCACAAUCUGUGGACUGUGGACAAGGGCACUUCUUCUGUUGGGACUGUCUUGGUGAAGCACAUGAGCCUUGUAGUUGUGAAAACCUGAAAAAGUGGCAUGAAAAAAUAGCUGAGGUCAAGCCAGAGGAGUUGUCCAACACAACCAAGGAUUCAGAAUCGGCAGCUAACUUUCUAUGGCUGGUCACUAAUUCAAAACCCUGUCCAAAGUGCAGCUCACCCAUUCAGAAGAACGAAGGAUGCAACCAUAUGAAAUGUACCAAGUGCAAGUAUGAUUUCUGCUGGGUGUGUCUAGAGCCGUGGAACAAACAUGGAUCGGCAACAGGUGGCUACUUUCGCUGUAACAGAUAUGAAGCUGUUCAGAAAGCUGAUGAGAAGACGGGUGGGAUGGUAAAAGAGGCUGAAGAAAAGAAUCUAAAGAUGCAAGAGCUAAAUAAAUUUGUACAUUAUUACACACGAUUUAAAAACCAUGAAAACAGUUAUAAAUUAGAACAGCCUCUGAUAAGAUCAGCGAAAGAGAAAAUGUUGAUACUUGCAAAGGCUGUGACAGAUUCAGCGAAUGCCUCUAGUGAAACAAAAUUUAUAGAAGAAGCUAUCAAUGAACUUUUAAAAGCCAGAAGAGCACUGAAAUUUUCCUAUUCCUAUGGUUACUAUCUGGAAGACGAUGGAAGAACUAAAACUAUAUUUGAGUUUAUGCAAACUGAACUUGAAGAAGCCACUGAAACAUUAUCGCAAAUGGUUGCCCGUCCAUAUUUACGCACGCCAAGAUAUAAAAUCAUCCAGUCAGCACAGCUUGUGCAAAGGAAGCGACAUGAGUUUCUGUCAGCUGUGUCCAAGGGACUCAUCCCUCCAGAGGAGACACCACCUCUUUUACGAAGGAAACAAUUUGCAAGGAAGAACAUUUUCAAUUUUGAAAAUGAUGAGGAUGGUGAUGCUUUACGACAAGCGAUAGCAGCCUCCCUCCAAGAUAUGCCACCAGGCGGCGACGGUUGGAUGAUGGAUAAAACUGGUCGCCAUAACAAUAUCCCCUUGCUUUAUGAAUACCUGGGGUUUGAUUCAGAGGAAUCUGAUGACCUUUCGCCUCCAGGGGCAGCUGAUGUCGGCUUAUCCAAAGAGUUUGAUGAACUGUCUCUAACUGAUGUCGCAGAAUCCGGUGUGUGUUUGAAACCAGGCUGUGGUAAGCCGAGGGCUAAAAACCGAAAAUCUGGUGCCGUUCAUGAAUACUGUGGGCUGAAAUGUAUGAGACAAGAUAGGCUAUCUAGAGUGGAAUCUGAUUCACCUCCUUACUGUGAAGAGGAAAAUACCAUUAACAAUGAUCAAAUAGAUUUACUACGUGCUCUGGAGAUGUCACGGCUACUGCUCAUGGAACAAACAGAGCAGUUAGACAAGAGCACUUUAACAGAACUGAGUACAGGACUUGAAGGGGUUACUGAAGAAAACUUAGCUACAAGUUUGAAGCUGCAACUUCCUGCCCAUCAUCGACAACUAAUAAACUCCCCUAAACUUGCGAGACUGGUUGCUAGAAUGGAAGACAAAGAAAGUGAUGUCCAAGAAAGUGAAGGUACAGACCAGGAAGAGAAUAUAAAUAUGAGUCAGCCUUGCGCUGAGGACAUGGAGCUUCAGCAAGUCUUGGAGUUGUCAUGUAAAUCUCUGAAACACACUGGAGAGUCAGUAACUGAUUCUGACUUGGAAAAGGCAAUAAAACUCUCUCUCCAGGAUCCUCGACCCAGUACUUCUGGAGUGAAAAAAAAUAACCCUGAAGCCAAGGUCCCUGUUAUUGUUGACAUUAGUGACUUACUCGGGGAGAGUUCUAGUGAGGAAGAUUCUGCUGAGUUCAGUAUUGGUUUCCCGAUUACAAAGUGCAAUCAAACUGAUGUGCAAUAUGCUAGUGACUGUUCUUCAUUUAGAAGAAGUGAACUCGCUAGGAAGGCUAGUAGUGAAGACUUAGAUGAUGAACUUUAUAUACCAGAGGUGCGUGUUCAUGCUCCAACUUCAGAGGCUGAGUGUGAUAGAAGUGAAAGUGGUGCCACUGGAAGAAAAAAUGUGAUUGUGAGCGAGAAAACCUCAGAUGCUGUGUUGGGUAAACAGAAAGCUGCUUUUCCUGCUUUGAGAGUCCGAGAACAUUCUUUGCUGAGAAGAACUUCAAGUGAGCCGGACUCUCCAACCCAGGAUAAUCCAAUUUCAGAUCUGUUGUGUUUGCCAAAUGCACAUAGCAGAGUUGUGCGCUCACUGAGUGCACCACAGGAAGGUGUCAUGUCAAAGUCUGAACCCAACUCGCCUGGUUUACAAAGAAAUAGGCGAGUGGAGAGCUCACCGACUGAGCGGGGGUUUAUGGAUUCCAGGGACAGUCCUCACACUUGGGAUGCCAGCUUCUUGGACUAUCGGGUUUGCCGGAGUACUCAAGGUAGUCCCAGGUACCAUCGCUAUGGAGCUGGUCGUGGGGAUGCAGAAAGUCAAUUUAAAGAAGGAAAAGUGGAUGAUAUUUGGCAACGGAAUGUAGAGGACAUAUGGCAAAAAAUGUCACCCAUAAAGAAUACAAAAUCUGAAAACCAAAUCUCCAGUGGGGUAUCUUCAUCUCAAACCUUGGAGAAAGCUUUUGAAUCAGUCCAUUUUCCUUUCAAAAAUAAAAUGCAAGAACACAAUGAUAUGCCCAGAGAAGUCGUACCAAUUUCAUUAGACUACAGGGAAAAUAGAUUAGCCACAAAGAAGAAUAGACACUCUGUCUACAGCUCUUCCCCAUCACAAGCUAACACUCUAGAAGUGGAGCCACGAAGAAGUCGUUCAGUAAGUCCUUUACCUAGACGAGCUAAGAAAGAGCUAGUUACAGCAGAUGGAGCAGUAUGUGAAGUUUCAUGUCAGAUGACUUCUGUCCCAACUGAAGACAAUACAGUGAAAGGUGCAUCUGGGGUGACUAAAGGAAAAAGCGACCGCAGAAAACGACGUGAAAGACGUAAUCGAAAAAAAGACAAGGAAAAGGAAAAAGAGGAAGCUGGCUGGCAACUUUAUGUGUAA